This is a messenger RNA of Penicillium cataractarum, 753 nucleotides long. RefSeq lists its product as uncharacterized. The record is from RefSeq and is a predicted model, not a curated record. NCBI's taxonomy places the organism in Eukaryota, Fungi, Ascomycota, Eurotiomycetes, Eurotiales, Aspergillaceae. The coding region runs from base 1 to 753 and encodes 250 amino acids. The transcript is spliced from 2 exons.
AUGUCGCUUCAGGCUCUUCCGCCAGAAACUUUUGAGCUGAUCACAGAGUACCUGGCUUAUGAGGAUCCUCCAUCGCUUCUGAGCCUUGCAUGCGUCAACAAGUCCUCCUACAAGUGGUGUCGCUCGGCUAUCAAUUUGGUCUUCUUUCAUGACAUCAAGAUAUCCAUCGAUUCCGAAAAAGACAUUUCCCAAGUCGUCGGCACUCUUCGGAAGAAGCUUGAGGAGGCAGAUAGUUUUCGACAGGUUCGGCGACUUAUCAUAGCCACAAAGCAAGACGGAGUCAUUUCUAGUGACGAUUGGGAGCCACCAAAGUUCUCUGAACUUCGGAGUGAUGAGUCCGCCCAUACAUACACGACUCAGUAUUCCGAUAUGUUAGACAGGCGCCUCUAUGGGAUUCACAUAUCUUCCGUGGAUACUGUUUCUGACCAGGGGUGGAAUCCGGUAGCCGAUUUGAUUCAAGACCUGCCUGCUUUGUCAGAUUUGAUAUACCGGCUUUCAGAUGUUUUCCCACUCGAUCUACUAGAGGUACUCCGACCGGGAUGGGUCUCGGGUAUGCUUCCUCAGUAUUCUGCUUUGAUGAGAUCGCCAAAUCUCUACCGUAUCAUGAUACAUUACGACAUUGAGGAUGACCAUGACGCAGGCAUCGCCCGGCUGCAAGCAGGGGGUCUGUUUGGGGUUUUGGGACUCGCCUCAAAUCUGAAAACAAAUCGAGAGGUCAAGUCCUCGCCAUGGAAAGCCUUUGGCCCCGUUUGA